Molecule: messenger RNA, 4645 nt
Organism: Piliocolobus tephrosceles (Ugandan red Colobus)
Lineage: Eukaryota; Metazoa; Chordata; Mammalia; Primates; Cercopithecidae
Gene: PLEKHG2
Product: pleckstrin homology and RhoGEF domain containing G2
Exons: 12
Coding region: 978-4361 (1127 amino acids)
Biological process (GO): regulation of actin filament polymerization
Molecular function (GO): guanyl-nucleotide exchange factor activity; small GTPase binding
Source: RefSeq, a predicted model, not a curated record
GGGUGUCGCCUACCAGAAGGACGCGCCUCCUCAUGAAUAUUCAAACUCAGGGGUGGGGUCUUAACCCUUCGCUGCCGGGCCGGCCGGAAAGCAGCCCCUCCCCCUCCGCAGGCGGGAACAGGAUGUAAGCCCCGGCGACAGCGGGGGAGGGGAAACCCCGGGCGACCGCCCCCCGCCUCACAGCUGGGAUCGGACUCUCCCGCCCCAGAUGUGGCGCCGCCGCCGUCACACGAGCCCCGUGUCACCCAGCCGGGAGCCCGAGGGGUCCAGAGGCUCGGACCCGGGCGUCCGGAAUUUCUGCACCGCAUCCUGAGAGACCCUGAGGUCCAGGCCCCGGCGCCCAGGCUGGAGGACUUGAGCCAUCCAGGUGCGCAGCGCCCCCUUCUGGAGCAGCCGGGAGCCCGGACGUCACCCCGGGGGACCCUGGAGGCCGAGCGCCCCGUAUUCCCGGUUUCAAGAACUCAGGAUCCAGGACAGCAGACGCCCUCCAGGGCUCCGAUCCCCAGACCCCGCGUUGGAGGAACUUGAGAUCCGGACUUCUAAGCGCCCCAACCAGUUUUGGGCUGCAGCGUCCAUCACUUCAAGGGGACCCAGGACUUUGGGACCCCCCUGUGCUCCAACCUGGAGGGAGUUUCAUUCCUGCCCCUGGAAUUAGGGGAACUCAGAAAUCCACCCCCCACCCCACGGCCCUACCUAGAAGACUCGGGAAUGUGUGUGGGUCCCCAGCGCCCCCAUCUGAGGCUCCAGAGUCGAGGCUCCUAGCAUCCCCUACUUAGAACACCGAUAAAUUCCGACUGCGGGACCCCAGUCUCCGAGAGACCCCAGAUUCUAUUCCUGGAGCCUGAGAGCCCGAAGUUCACGCCCCUGAGUCUGGGCUCCGCACCUCCCCGGGGACCGCGUCGGGGUCGCGCAGGAGCCGGGCUGCCUCGGGCCGGGGCUUGAGGCUCCCCGGGAGGACUCUGCUGGGCCGCUCAGCCAUGCCAGAGGGAGCCCAAGGACUGAGCCUCUCCAAACCUAGCCCAAGCCUCGGGUGUGGCCGAAGAGGUGAAGUGUGUGACUGUGGCACCGUUUGUGAGACUCGGACAGCAGCUCCUGCAGACCCCACCAUGACCUCCCCCCGAGGUUCUGGGAGCUCCACAUCCCUGAGCACAGUGGGCUCUGAGGGGGAUCCAGCCCCGGGACCCACUCCAGCCUGCUCAGCCUCCAGGCCAGAGCCCCUUCCAGGGCCCCCCAUCCGCCUACAUCUCUCUCCGGUGGGCAUCCCAGGUUCAGCCAAACCCUCAAGGCUGGAGCGUGUGGCCCGGGAGAUCGUGGAGACAGAGCGGGCCUAUGUCAGAGACCUCCGCAGCAUCGUGGAAGACUACCUGGGCCCUCUGCUGGACGGCGGGGUCCUAGGGCUGAGCGUGGAGCAGGUGGGCACGCUGUUUGCCAACAUUGAGGACAUCUACGAGUUCAGCAGCGAGCUCCUGGAGGACUUGGAGAACAGCAGCAGCGCUGGGGGCAUUGCCGAGUGCUUCGUGCAGAGGAGCGAGGAUUUUGACAUCUACACAUUGUACUGCAUGAACUACCCGAGCUCCCUGGCCCUGCUCCGGGAGCUGUCAUUGUCUCCGCCAGCAGCGCUGUGGCUGCAGGAGCGCCAGGCCCAGCUUCGCCACUCACUGCCCCUGCAGAGCUUCCUGCUGAAACCUGUCCAGCGCAUCCUCAAGUACCAUCUGCUGCUGCAGGUCAUUGGACGAGGCCUGAAGAGGCAUCCUCUGACUUUCUGUACCAGGCUGUGCACCUGGGAAGGGAUCCAGUCCCUAGAAACUGGGCCAUGCAGUGAGCAGAGAUGGCGCCAUUGCGCUCCAGGCUGGGCAACAGAGCGAGACUCCAUCUCAAAACAAACAAACACAAAUGAAGGGGAUUGGGGCUUGGGGUCCUCUGUGAGGGAGGAGUCUCGGCUUUUGCCUUCCAUUGCUUUCCCUCCUUCACAGCACGCUGGCAGCGAAGGUGAACUCUACCCCUCAGAAUCUCAGCCACCAAUUUCAGGCUCUGGACCGCCUGAGGACCUAGAGGAUGCUGGACCUCCAACACUGGACCCCUCUGGGACCUCAAUCACUGAAGAAAUCCUGGAACUGCUAAAUCAGCGAGGCCUUCGAGAUCCAGGGCCAUCCACACAUGACGUUCCCAAGUUUUCCGGAGACUCCCAGGUGCCUGGCGACAGUGAAACCCUCACAUUCCAAGCCCUGCCCAGCCGGGACUCUUCUGAAGAGGAGGAGGAGGAGGAAGAAGGACUGGAGAUGGAUGAACGGGGGCCUUCCCCACUCCAUGUCCUGGAGGGGCUCGAAAGUUCCAGUGCAGCUGAAAUGCCCAACAUUCCCUGCCUUACCAAAAUUCCUGACGUGCCCAACCUUCCUGAAAUUCCCAGCCGCUGUGAAAUUCCCGAAGGUCCCCGCCUUCCUAGUUUCUCUGACAUUUCCGGUGUUUUUGAGAUGCCCUGCCUUCCAGCCAUGCCUAGUGUCCCCGACACCCCCAGUCUUUCUAGCACUCCCACCCUCCCCUGUGACUCCUGGCUUCAGGGGCCUCUGCAGGAACCAGUUGAGGCUCCAGCCACCAGGAGAGAACUGUUCUCUGGAAGCAAUCCUGGGAAACUGGGAGAGUCGCCCUCAGGAGGCAAGGCAGGGCCAGAGGAGGAUGAGGAAGGGGUAUCAUUCCCAGACUUCCAGCCCCAGGAUGUCACCCAACAUCAGGGAUUCCCAGAUGAGCUAGCAUUCCGCUCUUGCUCAGAAAUCCGGAGUGCCUGGCAGGCAUUGGAGCAGGGGCAGCUGGCCCGGCCAGGCUUCCCAGAGCCACUGCUGAUCCUGGAGGAUUCGGAUCUGGGUGGAGACAGCAGGAGUGGGAAGGCCGGAGCCCCGAGUUCGGAAAGGACAGCAUCCCGAGUGCGAGAGCUGGCCCGGCUUUACAGUGAGCGGAUCCAGCAGAUGCAGCGGGCGGAGACUCGGGCAUCAGCCAACGCCCCUCGCCGCCGGCCUCGGGUUCUGGCCCAACCCCAGCCAUCCCCCUGUCUGCCCCAGGAGCAGGCGGAGCCAGGGCUCCUGCCUGCCUUUGGACACGUGCUGGUGUGUGAGUUGGCCUUCCCGCUGACAUGUGCCCAGGAGUCUGUCCCCCUGGGUCCUGCUGCCUGGGUUCAAGCUGCCAUACCUUUGUCGAAGCAGGGAGGCAGCCCGGAUAGCCAGGGUCUACAUGUUUCAAAUUUGCCUAAGCAAGACCAUCCGGGCAUCCACGUUUCAGCUGCUACCCUUCUGCCUGAACAAGGAGGUUCCCAGCAUGUCCAGGCUCCAGCCGCUACACCUUUGCCCAAGCAGGAAUGCCCCCUACACCUCCAGGUGCCGGCUCUUACAAGUUCCCCUGAUCCAGGCCACCCGGAAACCCAAGUUCCAGCUACCACUCCUUUGCCUGAGCAUAGAAGUCACGUGGCUAUACCAGCUCCAUCCACUGCCUUUUGUCCUGAACAGGGACACUGUGUGGACAUCCACGUUCCCACCACUCCAGCUUUGCCCAAGGAGAUUUGUUCUGAUUUCACAGUUUCAGCCACCACUCCUGUGCCCAAGCAAGAAGGUCAUCUAGACAGCGAGAGCUCAACCAAUAUCCCACUAACAAAGCAAGGAGGUUCCAGGGAUGUUCUGGGCCCAGACCCUGUCUGCAGUCAACCCAUCCAGCCUUUGUCUUUGCAUGGAAGCAGCCUGGACCCCCAGGGCCCAGGCAACAGCCCACCGCCCUUGCCAUGUCAUCUCCCAGACCUUCAGAUUCCAGGUACCUCACCUUUGCCUGCACAUGAAAGCCACCUGGACCAUCGGAUCCCAGCCAACGCCCCACUGUCUCUGUCCCAGGACCUUCCAGACACUCAGGUUCCAGCUACCACACCUUUGCCCCUACCACAAGGCCUCACAGACAUCUGGGUCCAAGCCCUCCCAACUUCGCCCAAGCAGGGAAGCCUCCCAGACAUCCAGGGUCCAGCGGCUACACCUCCACUUCAGGAGCCGAGCCUUACAGAUACACAGGUCCAAAAACUCACACCUUUGUUGGAGCAGAAGAGCCUCACAGAUGCCCAUGAUCCAGCUGCCACACCUUUACCUGAGAGAGGAAGCUCUCUAGACAUUCAGGGCCUCUUACCCACCCCAUUUCAGACCACCAUGGUUUUGUCCAAACCAGGAGGCUCCUUAGCCUCUCAUGUUGCCAGGAAUCUAUGGGCCUUCGCAGGGCCCAGGGGUCUCCUGAUGCCCGUUUCCAUAUGUGAGCCAGGACAUGAGACUUCCCCAAAGCAAAGACUGCAGCCAGAUGCCAUAGACCCUCAGAACUUGACCCGGAAGUCCAGACACUGAACGCAGGCCUCAAAACUGCUGCGGCUUUCCAGCUCCUGGUUUCUGCAUCGGUGAAUGGCCCUUCUUGCCUUGAUCCACAGGGAUGGGGAAGGGAAUGUCAUCAACGUUUUGUUAAUACUGAUUGUUUCAUGCGAUGAUGUGUAUUUUCCUAUUCUGGAGGCUGUGGGGGAUGACAAGACAAUGAAUGGGAAAGUCUAACACAGAACAAAUCAGUGGUUCUGAACACUUGGGGAAUCUCAGACUCCUCUGAGAAUUAUUGGAAAAUGGAUCCACUAUAAUUUGGA